This is a messenger RNA of Leucoraja erinaceus (little skate), 3586 nucleotides long. RefSeq names its product deoxyribonuclease-2-alpha-like. The transcript has 7 exons. The record is from RefSeq and is a predicted model, not a curated record. Gene Ontology annotation, biological process: apoptotic DNA fragmentation. The coding region runs from base 241 to 1311 and encodes 356 amino acids. NCBI's taxonomy places the organism in Eukaryota, Metazoa, Chordata, Chondrichthyes, Rajiformes, Rajidae. Gene Ontology annotation, molecular function: deoxyribonuclease II activity.
UAACUCGCCUCAAGCCCUGCCCUCCAGCUCUGCAUGCGGCACGCGUAUUAUGCAAAGACAGUGGUUGUGUAAAAAAAAACAGGAAGUAAAACCUUGUAUCUCUCUGGCUUCUUGCAUUCACCCAGCAAGCCUUUGCAUUUCAGUGCUCCGUUUAUAAAUAUAUAUUCCAUACAUAAUAAAACUCGAUUUAUUCAGCGACUGUGUACUCACACAUAAGUGGAUCAGACGGGGCAAAAAAAGAUGACCAUUUCUAACCAUUGGUACGGGUUGCCUUCUCUGAUUGUUGCCUGUUUGGCGUCACGGGUGACCACUGACAUUUCGUGCCAGGAUGACAAUGGGCAGCCGGUCGAUUGGUUCAUAGUUUACAAGUUGCCCAAACAUGUUGACGGCUCUGGUAUAAACUACAUGUACAUGGACCAUGGGGCGUCUGGCUGGAGAACUGGGAGAUACACAGUGAACAGCACUCAAGGGGCAGUGGGAGCAACAUUGCAGCAACUCUACGGACAACCUCAGAGCAACAAUGUGGCGUUUGUGCUCUACAAUGACCAGAGCACGAUUGGAUCGAGAUCUGACGGUGGCCACACAAAAGGAGUUGUACUUUUGGAUCAGACACAAGGCUUCUGGUUAGUUCACAGUACGCCACAUUUUCCACCGCCAGCUCAAGAAAGUUAUCAGUGGCCAACCAGUGGAAGGAAAUAUGGCCAGUCCUUCCUCUGUGUAACAUACCCGUAUUCGCAAUUUCAAGAAAUCGGCACCCAGUUAUUGUACAACAGCCCUCAUGUGUUUGACCAUUCGAUCCCUCCAUCCUUUGCUAAGGAUCUACCGGAUCUCCAGAGAGCAGCAGCCGGUGAACACAAGAAAACCCCUCCGUGGUCCCGAAAGGUGGUCCUAUCGUCGGCAGCAGGGAAGCAAUUCACCAGCUUUGCAAAGCACAAGAAUUUUGGAGCAGAUCUGUACAAGGACUGGGUGGCAGGGGUCUUCCAGAGUGACCUGUUUGUGCAGUCGUGGCUGAACUGUCUGCGCGCUCUCCCCUCCAACUGCUCGGGGCAGUACGCGGUGUACAACGUGGAGGGAAUACGGUUCCCCACGGGCGCUGCCUUCUCCACUCACGUGGACCACUCAAAGUGGUGCGUGACGAGGCCUGGAGGAGGCAGCAGCUGGACCUGCAUCGGGGACAUCAACCGAGACCAGGCCCAGGAGGAGCGGGGCGGUGGGACCGUCUGCAACGAUGACCCAGCCGUCUAUGAUGCCUUCUCCAUCCUGGUUGUGUCCUGUCAGCUCUGCAAGUGCACCUGCAGUGGGAAUGCCUGAAUGGCAGUGCCUGGAGCAUUGGGCACCCAUCUUUGCUUUGGUGUAUGUGUGCAAGAAACCUUGGGGGACUUUAGCACCCACAGAGUUGGUGUGUUGGUAUUCCCUGUUGGUACCUGUGUAUGCUGCUGGUGCGUUGGUACCGGUGUACGCUGCUGGUGCUGGUGUGUUGGUAUCCUGUGUUUAAGAAAGAACUGCAGAUGCUGGAAAAUCGAAGGGAGACAAAAGUGCUGGAGAAACUCAGCGGGUGCAGCAGCAUCUAUGGAGCGAAGGAAAUAGGCAACGUUUCGGGCGGAAACCCUUCUUCAGACUGAAGAUAUCCUGUCCUGUGAGCUUCCAAGUCUUGCCCAGGAUUGGGCUUCAGAUAUGAAGUAUAGUCGGGUCCCCACCCGAUACAUCACCCAUUCCUUCUCUCCAGAGAUGCUGCCUGUCCCGCUGAGUUGCUCCAGCUUUUUGUGUCUAUCUUGGGCUUCUGAUAGCUGACCAGGUCGAGAGUUUUCACUCGGAUAUUAGAAGAGACAUUGACGUUCUCGAGCAGAUGUAAAACACCCACUUUGAAGAAGUUCAUAAAUUCAUGUUCAUACGUGAUAGGAACAGAAUUAGGCCAUUCGGCCCAUCAAGCCUACUCUGCCAAUCAAUCAUAGUUGAUCUAUCUUUCUCCCUCAACCCAAAUCUCCUGCCUUCUUGCCAUAACCCAUGACACCCUUACUAAUCAAGAAUCUUAUCUAUCUCUGCCUUAAAAAUGUCCAUUGCCUUCUGUGGCAAAGAAUUCCACAGGUUCACCACCCUGUGACUAAAGAAAUUCCUCCUCAUCUCCUUCCUGGAAGAACAUCCUUUAAUUCUGAGGCUGUGACCUCUGGUCCUAGACUCUCCCACAAGUGGAAACAUCCUCUCCACAUCAACUCUAUCCGAGCCUUUCACUGUUCAGAGGAAGGGUCUAAUGCAGCAUCCUGUCCAAUAUUAUCGUUCCAACAACAUUACCAAAAUCAGAUGAGGUCCACAUGAUUACAUCAAGAGUGUUGGAUUGUUAUAUGUACCAACAACAGAACAAUGUAAUUCUUACUUGCAGCAGCAUAACAGCUCUACAAACAUAAUAUUCCUAGAUAACAUGCAAUAAACAAAAAAUUAAUAAACUGAAACAGAAAAUAGGUGCAGGAAGACGCCAUUCGGCCCUUCGAGCCAGCACCGCCAUUCAUUAUGAUCAUGGCUGAUCGUCCCCAAUCAAUAACCCAUGCCUGCCUUCUCCCCAUAAACCUCAAUAUUAAUGCAAAAAAUCCAAAGUCCUUAGUGCAACAUACGAGGAAUUUGAUUUGUCAUACAGUCAUAUCAUAAAUCAACAAAACACACAAAAUACAUUUUAACAUCAACAUCCACCACAGUGACUCCUCCACAUUCCUCACUUUGAUGAAAGCCGAAAAAAGAUCAAUCACCCCAAUUUUAAAAUUACUUUCUUUGUUUCUUGUAUUGUAUUGUAUUCUGUAGUUUACUCGAGUUUUUGAGGUCCUACAGACCUCGUGAAAUUUCCAAGUUCCUCUAUUCUGCCCGCAUUCCCGUCUCGAAAUGUAUCCAAUCCACCAUCUGUUGCCAAGGCCUCGGGUGUAGAAUUAUCUACCCUGAACCCCCCCCCUUUUUAAACGAUUCCUUAGAAUUAGUUAUUUGUCUAAGCUUCUGAUCGCCGGUUCCAAGAUCACAGUAAAGUAUCAUUUUUUGUUCCAUCAUAUUUCUGUGGUGGGACGUGGGACGUUCUCCCAAUGGUAAACUUGUUACACCAAUGGAAACCUCUUUUGUUUCACUUGGUUGAUAUGCUGCCUACAUCAGGAAAGACAUUAGAAAACAAAAUGUGUGGGAAUGAACUGCAGACGCUGGUUCAUACCACAAAUAGACACAAAAAGCUGGAGUAACUCAGCAGAUCAGGCAGAAUCUCCAGAGACCCUUCACCAGACUGAGAGAAACAAAAUGUCCAUUGUGAGAAGUUAACAAGAAAAUGACAGUAUUGUCCAACAACAGAAAUGUGGAGCAGGCCAACACAGAUCGCAUUGCCCCUCUUGUCUUCAUCCCUUACAACAAUUACUCACCUUACUCUGUGUUGGUCAAUAGAUCCCAGCUGAAUUAUCCACCGUGGCAGUUCUUUGUUUCUUGUGGAGCUGGUGACAACUUCCAUGCACUGUCCUCCUACACUAGACUGCUGCCCUUGGCAUUCUUUGUAACAUUAAAUAUCUUUGUCUGAAUUAUCAGUAAAUUGUAACUGUAACUAAAUAAAUUCUGUUUUUUGUUUAAC